Messenger RNA from Sclerotinia trifoliorum, 956 nucleotides. The record is from the annotation of a GenBank genome assembly. NCBI's taxonomy places the organism in Eukaryota, Fungi, Ascomycota, Leotiomycetes, Helotiales, Sclerotiniaceae.
ACUCAAGUAAACACCACUAAAACAACACUAUCCAAGGACCGAUCCGCUUUUAACUAACUAUAUAUAUACAUACAUAUAUAGCGUCCAUCAGAACAUACACCCACCUCAACAUGUUCCAAGCCCUCAAAGAAAGCAUGACAGAAAAAGUACAAACCCAACCCAAAGACGCGAACGGGCAACCCAGCACACAAGAAAAAGUGCUCGCGCAAAUCAACGAAAAAAUAAAAGCCGCCCAAGAAGCCAGCGAAAACGCAACCGAAGCACGAAAAAAAGCAGACUCGCUUCCAGAUUCCGAAGAUGCGCAGGAGCAAAAAGCGAAAUUAGUGGAGGAAGCGCAGAAAUUGGAGAAGAGGGCGCAUUCGGAGUUGAAAAUUGCUCAGAGGUUGCAGAGUGGCGUUUGGCAGGGUGGUGCUGGGGGUGCGGGGAUAGGUGCUGGGGUGGGCAUGGGGCUGGGUACUGUGGUGGGGAGUGUGGUUGGGGGUUGUGAGUGUGCCAACUACAGGGUUGGGGUUGUUGGCUGAAUGGAGCAGGAGGAUGGAUUGGGGAGGAUGGGAGAUGGAGGGAUGGAAGAUGGGGGGAGAUGGGAAAAGAAAGGGAGUGGAAAAAGGGAGGAGAAGAAAAGAAGGAAAGAAGGAAGGAGAAAUGGAAGGAAGAAUUUUCCAGAGACGAAUCUCGAAUCGAUUCCACAAACUCGAACUCAAGACGCGAUGUUUUAUUCCCACCUAUUAUCACGAAACAAAAAAAUCAAACCUCUGAGAUGGAAAGUUGAAGAACACAUUAUACGAAAUCACGGCCUCAUUUGCAUGUAUUAUAUAAUUAUUAGCGUAUUUCGGAGUUAUAUGGAAUUAUGAACAAACGAACAUUUUGUUAAUUGGAUAUCAUAAAUUAGGAUGGAUGAUAUAGUGAGUGCUUUUGUCGGUUUCUUGUUGUAUGAUUAUAUAUCUUAGCUCGAUCGA